Messenger RNA from Letharia lupina, 3540 nucleotides. RefSeq lists its product as uncharacterized. The record is from RefSeq and is a predicted model, not a curated record. NCBI's taxonomy places the organism in Eukaryota, Fungi, Ascomycota, Lecanoromycetes, Lecanorales, Parmeliaceae. The transcript is spliced from 3 exons. Bases 1 to 3540 code for a protein of 1179 amino acids.
AUGUCACCACCUUCGAACCCACCGCCAAUACUACCUCCUAUCGUCACACUAUCAUCCCUGUCUCAGGCUGUUGACGCAGCGGAUUCGCCGUCGACAGUCGCCACAGUUACUCCUGCGACAGCUGACAUACUCUCACCGUUAAACCACACCUCGGCCCAGCGCGACUAUUUCGGGAACGGGUGGGGCUCUCGCUCUCCUACGAAACCGAUGGUGGGAAUGAAGCGGCCGGCGCCCUCGCAUUCUCCUAGAGCCAACAAACCCUCGCCAAUAAUCAUCGAUAAUUCCACAAGCCCUGGAUCGCCUGGCCCUCCCGAAUCCGUCUACUCUCCACGCACUGCAUCUCGGCUCAAGCAUGCGUCUCGUCGAAUCUCGCAAAAUGGGCAUCAUCGGCAUAGAGACGACAGUAACAAGGGUAGUGGCACCACCGAGGGGGAGAGUUCAGCCUCUGACAACCGUGCUCGGGCUGAUAGAGUGCAAAAGCGCAAGGCGCCUUCGCAGAAGGCCAUGUUGUCUAAAGCUUUGCAAAAGGCACACCAUGCAGUCACCCUCGAUCAGCACUCAAAUUUCGAAGGAGCCAUGAAUGCGUACCAAGAUGCUUGUGCUUUGCUACAAAAGGUGAUGAUCAGAAGCUCGGGCCUUGAAGAUCGGCAGAAGCUGGAUGCUGUUCGCAAUACGUAUGAAGCACGUAUCGCUGAGCUACGGGGCACUGACGCAGCGUAUCGCACUGCAGAUGGCAAAACUCUGCCACAGCGUCCUCCGGAAAGAGACUCGAAAGACUCCGAGCGGUUGUCAGUAGUCACGGACACUGACGAUGGAGAGACAACCUUGGGAACAUCAACGGUAGCACCUCUCGGCAACGAAGAGAAACGCAGGGAAAAGUUACCGCAUCUUGGCCAAUUGGCCAACAUACCCCCAAGACGACAGUCAUUACAGACAACCGCCUACAUGGUAGAGGGCAGAGAUAUUCAGACUUCGAGUCGAAUGCAGGACCAGCGACCGCUACGAGCAAGAUAUGUAGGCCAGGAGACCAUCGACGAGACUCACUUAGAUUCUGGUACAGCAGUUUACCAAGAGUAUAUGCCGCCUCCCCUGUCGCCGCGACGUCCUCUAUCGCCAGCUCCUGUAAAAGGGAAUACUACGCAGUCAUCUACAGAUGUAUCAGCGCAAUCUGCACCAGACGAGGAUUCUAAUCCGUCAGACUCUAUUCGCCAGGAUAAUGGAGAACAUACGUCUUGGCUUAACACCAUCAACGAAUCGAGCGGCUCUUCAGCUUCAUCUGUGCAUUCGCGGAGGUCAUCCGUAGGUCUCAGGAGAAAGCACAUACGACCCGCAAGCGGUCAAACGGAGGCAGAAUUUGAUGCAGCCCUCGAUGCAGCAGUGGAGGCAGCCUACGACGAUGGAUUUGAGCCCGAUGAUGAGGGAGACUAUGACGAGCAGCUGAUGAACGAUCCUGAGUACCCUUUUGAAGAAUCCGGAGCCCUGUCUCAUGCGACUAGAAACGUUGAGCUAGCCAAAGAGGAUGUCCGUGAAGCUGAACGAGAGGCUGCGAUUUCCCGAGCCAAAGAGAGAGAAAAAGAACGACUUCAGACCGCGAGAGACAGCAUUGAGUUGGAGUACAACGACGAAGAAGCUGAUGAGGAAGAGCGGAUGCUGGAAGAAAUGACCAGGGACUACAUCAUGGAUGAUGAAUAUGACCUUCAGACUAAGUCCGCUCUUCCACGUCAAUCAGACUCCAGCGGGUUUUCUGGGAGGACAUUGGUUAGUUCGUUUGGCUCGAACCCAACGUCAGCGGGAAUCUCACUGUCAACCGUUGCUGAAGCUUCUAUACUGCCAUCGAUGGCGGCGCAGCUAAAAGAGAAUCCAUUGCCGCCGCCACUGCACCCUCCACCCUCGAGUGCUCUUCCGCCUCCUCCAUCGUCGGCAUCCUCCAAAAUCUUUCAGCAACAGAACGGUACCACGAUAAGACCUCCAAGUUUAGUCUCCAGGAACACAAGUCCAGGCGUCCAAGAUCGCAGGCUGUCGGGCAUGAAACGGAAGCCGCUGAAGAUUGAGACGCACGCGAAACACUCAGACACGUCUGAAUCUGACGCCCCUAGGACGCAGCCGGCCUCCUCUGCACCUCGAAUGAUUCCCACUCCAGCAGUAGCCGAGUCACCAAGAUCCGCGCUCCUCGUGCCAGAAUCCCAGCAGCUUUUGCCAAGCCUUGCUUUCAACCCAGUGCCAUCUUCGGCAACACUACCAAGCAGCCGCAAAGGCUCAUCGCCGUUUCCUGGAUCCGAUACCACUGAUCAGACUACAUCUACUGCUUCUGCUCUAACCAGAGUGACCUCAGCAGAUAGCGAUAACAGUGUAACAUCAAUGCCGGCAUCACCUGCCCGUUUCGCUAGCAAAGCUGCAAUAGGGCUGAGAAAGAACUUCUCCUCGUCCAGUCUACGAAACAAAAACUUGAGUGUCGUUGUUCCAGAGACACAUGACGCAUCAUCGAACGCUUCUCUUAGUAGUAUGUCGUCGACGCCAAAGCAACAAAGAGUCCCUUCACCAGCCGUGCCUGUUUUACCAACACCCAUGGAGGCGAGUUUUAUCAUCAAAGGGCAACCGAUGAGUGGCCCAUACCUUUUCGACAAUGAUAUCCACUCUCCCGACACACCCGGCUCUCCGAAUCCUUCCGCCAAUCAUGCUCCUCUACCACUUGAGCCUUGUCCUGAGUCAGCGUUACUCCGACCAUUCUGGUUUCUCCGCUCCAUCUACCAGACGAUUGCUCACCCGAGAGGCGGUUACAUUUCUACCAAGCUUUUCGUCCCUCGAGACAUAUGGAGGGUCAAGAACAUCAAGCUGAAGAAUGUGGAGGAGAAGGUUUCAAACUGCGAUUUUUUGACUGCUGCAUUACUCAAGCUUGGGAAGGUCGACAAUUUGGAUGCGAAUGCUGUGAAGGAUGAGAUGGAGAUCUUCGAGACUGUUAUGGAACAAGUCCAUGCCAAUCUAUCCAAGAAGCUUGGUAGCGAUGUUGGAGUGCAAGGCGCGGCUCAGCUAUUCAAAUUCUUUGGGGCUGGAGAUGAGACAACCUAUCCAGAGGCAUUGGCAUCUAAGACUACAAACGCCAGCAGCAAAAAUUACCUGUCAUGGCGAAAAUUGCGAAACAAAAAUUCUUUGGGUCCAGGUCUGCCAUCGGUGAGCUCGAACAACGUGACUAGGGACGGUAAUAAGGAAGCCCCAACGUUAAGGUCCAUACCUAUGACUUCGGCACCAAAUCCGAGGUUCCCCAAGCGUGAUGUCAACCAAGUCCAGUGUGUGGGUCCAAACCCAAGCUACAUGGGUGCGCUUGCGAGGCUAUGCGAUGCUGCACAGGUUCUGGAUCAAAUCAUCCGUCAAGUGGAGGAUCCAGGACUAAAGCAUUCCUCGCAAACCCAUAUUGGGCUCGAAUUGAGCGCGCGACACGCCGCAGAAUUCUUUGGCUUCAUCGUGUGCAGGUUCAUCUUGACAGACAUCGGCAUCAUGCUGGAUAAAUUCAUCAAGAGAGGGAGCGAGUGGGUGCUGGCGUGA